Chaetomium fimeti is the source of this 2638-nucleotide messenger RNA. RefSeq lists its product as uncharacterized. Bases 1 to 2337 code for a protein of 778 amino acids. The transcript has 3 exons. The record is from RefSeq and is a predicted model, not a curated record. NCBI's taxonomy places the organism in Eukaryota, Fungi, Ascomycota, Sordariomycetes, Sordariales, Chaetomiaceae.
AUGUGGAGCAGCCCCCACACCCAAACGCAGCAAACAGCACACCAGUCGGCGCACCAAACCGCCGCACCCUACACACCAUCUCCCCCCUCUCCAUCGGAAUCGGGCCUGCAAGGUCAGAACGGUGUCUUUGGCCCUCCCACCAUCGCCCGAUCGUAUGGGCGUCCUGUCGUUGUCGAGGGCCCCUACCGCCGCGUCCCCAGUCAACCCCCUCUGCCUGCCUAUCAACCGCCAGCCUGGGAGACAACGAUGAACCCCCCCAUGGCGACCGACUUCCGGGACGAGCUGGCCCGGAUCGAGGGUGUCAUCACUCCUGGUGUCGACAACACGCCCUUUAUCCAGUACGCCAUCGAGGCACUCCACCGAGACCGGGACCGGGACACCGGUUAUUCGGUCGACCCCUCCGGCAGUGGGAGUUCAUCCUCCGGCCUUCUGCUCGCCCCCGGCCAUCGCCCUGAAUCCUACCAACCCAGACCCGCCGAUCAACAACCCCCCCGCCCCUCUUCUCUGCCGUCCCGCCCCGCGGCUGCCCACCCGCAUGCCGAGGACACCCGGACAGAAGCACCGCCUCACCAGCUACCGCGCCCCUUUAUCCCCGGCCCUCGAGAGUCGGCCCAUUCUCUAGCUGAAAGUCUACUAAAAAAGGGGCCACGCCCCGCGCAGCCCCACGAAUGGAGGCCCGUCGAAAUGGACGAGCUCCUCGCCGGCACCGCCGAUGUGCCGCCCCUGACCUUCAGGCCGUGGCCGCUGCGCGCGCCGGCCCUGUUUGUUUUCAUGGCCCUGUGCGUGCUCAUGAUCGGUGCUCUCAUCCUGAGCGCCGUCUACUCGCACCUCCACCAGGGCCUGCUUGAGUGGGCCACCAUCCACGGCGGGCGGUACUUCCUCUUCCGCGUCCUGCCGCAGCUGAUAGCCGCAUGCAUGCUGCUCUAUGCGCAGUUCCUGAUCACAACCAUCUUCAGGAUGCUGCCAUUUGUGAAGCUAGCGUCUGAGGCGCAAGAGGAGCGCGAAGGCGCCCUGUUUCAGGAGAUGUACCCGUCCUUCCUGCGGCCGCGGUUGGUCGGGCCGUGGAACGUCUGGGUCCCUAUCCUCGUCACUUGGCUGAUGAGCUUUACCAUCCCUCUCCAGAGCUCGCUCUUCACCGCUGUCCUGGUCGACCAGAGUUGGAAAUGGGCUACUGUGCAAGGUGUUGCCUGGACCCUGGUGGCACUCUACCUGGCCCUGCUGGCUUCCACUAUCAUCGUCUGGCGUUACUGGGCCAACCUAGAAAAUACCGGUCUCAUCUGGGACCCGCGCUCCCUCGCCGACAUCGCCGCGCUCGUCUCCGAGACCAACACGGCCGACGACUACCUCGGCACCCAGCUAGCGCGCGGGCGCGACGGCAUCCGCUUCGCCCUGCGUCACCGCGCCGCCGACAGGCUGUGCUACUGGACCUGGAAAGACGGCCGCCACGGCGUCUGGCACACGCUCGGCAGCGCCAUGGACGAAGCCAACCCGCUGCUGCCCACCGACCCCACGGGCGGCCAGCGCAUGCAGCGCCACGACGAGAAGCAGCCCUACCGCGACGGCGACGGCGACCACGCCGACGCCGACGCGGACCUCGAAGCCUCCCCGACCAACAACACCAACGCCCACCGCAAAUACCUCCCCUUCGCCCUGCGCACCUCCCCCCUCCUCCUCGCCACCCUCACCGCCGGCGGCGUCCUCCCCUGGGCAUCCCUCACCAGCAACAACACCCCCAACGGCGCCCCCGCCGAACCCUCCCUCCUCGCCGACUACGCCGCCUGCGGUCCCGGCCAAGUCACGCUCCGCGCCCUGCGCAACGGCCACUGGCGCGUCGCCGCCGUCUCCCUCGUCGCCACCCUGUCGGUCCUCAUCCCCGUCCUCGCGGGCGCCAGCUUCAUGGCGCUGACCACGCGCGCGGGCGACGUGCGCAUGUUCGCCAACAUGCCCGCCUUCGGCGUCAUGCUGGGCCUGCUGCUGCUGUAUGUCGCUGCGCUCGCCGCGCUGCUGCCUGCGCGGGGCGGGUUGCGCAUGCCGCAUGGUGUGACGUGUCUGGGGGAGGUGUUGGGGUAUCUGGUGGGCGUGGAGAUGAGGGAGGAGGCGGCGCUGAAGCGGUGUGUCAGUCGGCGGGAGAUGGCGGGGCGGAUGGGGGUGGGGAGGGGAUUGCCGGCGGCGAUGCAGACGCGGUGGGUGUUUGGGUUUGGGGAGGGGGUUGUGGGGAGUGGGGCUGGUGCGGGUGCGGGCGGGGUGGUGGAUGGGGAGUUGGGGGUGAGGAGGGUGAGGCGGUUUACGGAGAAGAGGAAGGUGAGGAAGAGCCAGAUUCGGAGGCCGUUUGUUUGAAGGGGAGGGGGGGGGCGUGGGUUUUUGGGAUGGGAUGGGAUGGGAUGGGAUGAAUGGGAUGAGAUGAAAUGAGGUGAAUGACGUUGAUGGCGGGUUGGGAUGGGUGGUUUCUUAUUUUGCGGCUCUUUUUACAUCUAUGCAUGGCGACGGCGAAUUUGUGUGGCUUACGGGAGUUAUGGGGUGAUGUUUUGAUGCUGUACGAGAUCACGGUUCUGGGCUAUUAAUGUUUUAUCUUGAGAGAGAAAGGGAACUAUAUAUGGAAAUACCAAGACUGUAUUUGACAUUGAAAACAAAGUUCAAU